Strongyloides ratti is the source of this 2187-nucleotide messenger RNA. RefSeq names its product Ubiquitin carboxyl-terminal hydrolase 33. NCBI's taxonomy places the organism in Eukaryota, Metazoa, Nematoda, Chromadorea, Rhabditida, Strongyloididae. Gene Ontology annotation, molecular function: cysteine-type deubiquitinase activity; zinc ion binding. The coding region runs from base 1 to 2187 and encodes 728 amino acids. Gene Ontology annotation, biological process: protein deubiquitination. The record is from RefSeq and is a predicted model, not a curated record. The transcript is spliced from 4 exons.
AUGGGAAGUAUUGGAAAAUCAAGCAAAUUUUGUUCUCAUCUUCAAGAAUGUUCUCUUCCUUUAUCUGAAUCGUUAGAGGAUAUUAAGAAAAGAAAAUGUUGUGUCGAUGAUUGUGAAUGUGAAGUUCUUUGGUUAUGUUUGAAAACUGGUUGUAAUUCAUAUUUUUGUGGAAAGAAAACAAACGAUCAUGCAAAUGCACAUUAUCAGUCUCAUAAUGAUCAUUCGGUACAAAUGGCUGUUAACACUAAGAAAGUAUGGUGUGAAAUUUGUAGUAUAAUAGUUCUUACUCAACAACAAUAUCAUGAAAUGAUUAAAGAUAACAGUCAAUUGCAAGCUUAUGUGAUAUCAGAAAAGGCUUUGAGUUAUAUGAGAUUAUUUGAAUUGACAGAUUAUGACGAGAAUGAUUUUGCAAAUGGAAGAGGAAAGACAGGAUUAAAUAAUUUAGGUAAUACUUGUUACAUGAAUGCUGCUAUUCAAGCACUGUCAAAUUGUCCUCCAUUGACAAGAUAUUUUUUGAAUCGUUUUUCCUACUAUGAAGAUGAAUUUGAUGAUCCAGAUAGGUUGUUAUUGAAUGAAAUGACACCUGUUUCUGAAGCAUAUAAUGACUUAUUAAAUGUAUUGUGGAGUGAAGAUAGGAGGUACUCAACUUCACCACAUCAUAUUUUAGGAUUGGUAUCUCGAAGACUUCCACAAUUUGCUGGAUAUGGACAGCAGGAUUCUCAAGAAUUUAUUCGUUGUUUUUUAGAUAUUUUACAUAAUGAGUUACGUCGACCUAUCUACAAAUGGGAACAUGAUUAUGAUGAAAAAAUGAUGUUAAUUCAUAGAGAAAAAGACAUUAGUUCAUCUUCUAAUGAUCAAUCAACAACAAAUACAGAUGCAACAGAUAGUGGUUUAUCAUCUGAAUCAGAAGAGUGUAGUGAUGGAAAUAAUUCUAGUAUAGUAAUAGAGGAAACAAAAAAUAAUUUCGAUUAUAAUCUCAAGAAUGUCAAAUAUAGUAAAAGUAUAAUUUCUGAGAUUUUUGAUGGAAAAUUAAGAAGUACAGUAAAAUGUACAACAUGCAAUUACUUGUCACAUACAACAGAAACAUUUCAAGAUUUGUCUCUUAGCAUUCCAACAUCAGAACAUCUUAAAAAGGUAAAACAAAUUUUAGAAGAUGGUGAAGAAUGUGAAACGUUAAUUUCUACAACACCUAAAAAUAAUGAUAAUUUAUAUAAUUAUUUAUUGUCAUAUAUUUUAUGGAGUGGAAAAUCUUUUAUCUAUCCUUUUUAUUCCAAUACAAUAGGUUUCAUGUAUAAUUAUUUUUUUUCUGGUACUGUUGAUUUAGAAGACUGUUUAGAAUCAUUUUUUUGUCCAGAACAUUUAAAUGGUGAUGAUAUGUAUUCAUGUGAAAGAUGUUCUAAAUUAAGAGUUGGUGUCAAAACAUGUAAAUUAAAAAGUCUUCCAGAAAUUUUAUGUAUACAUUUAAAAAGAUUUCGUCAUGAUCAACAUGGGUAUAAUUUCAAGGUUAAUACAAAAGUUACAUUUCCUAUUUGUAAAUUGGAUGUCAAAAAAUAUAUAGAUAAUAAGAUGUUAACUAAGAAUGCAAGUACACAAUAUGAUUUAGUAUCAUUGAUAUCUCAUCAAGGAGGCAGUUUAGAUUGGGGGCAUUAUGUUGCAUAUUGUAGGAAUGACAUGGAUGGUUGUUGGUAUGAAUAUAAUGAUAGUAAUGUAAUAAAAAGAGAUCAACUUUAUAUUUUAAAUGUCGAAGCAUACGUGUUAUUUUAUCAAAAAAGAGAUGUAAACAGAAAUAUGGAAACAAUUCGAACAAGAACUAUACAAAUUAUUAAUACAUUAAAAGAAAAGUCUUCACGUAAAAAAAAUAAUUUUUUAAUUACUGAUGUUAAAUAUAUUUCAAGAGAAUGGAUUUAUAAAUUCAAUUUGUUUUCAAAUCCAGGAAAUAUUAAUAAUUAUAAUUUUUUAUGUCCACAUGGUUCAAUAUUACCUCCUAUGAUAAAUUCAAUAUCAGAUGUAGCAGUACCAAUUCCAGCACGUUUAUAUCAAUAUUUGUCUUCACAAUUUGGAGGUGGCCCUUCAACAAGUAUUCUUUCAGAAUGUAAAAUUUGCACAGAAAUGUAUCAAUCUUAUUUAAAACAAUGUGUUGAAACACCCGAUAUUUCAGGACAAAAUAAAUCGGUACUUUUUUUUUAA